Molecule: messenger RNA, 124 nt
Organism: Racocetra persica
Lineage: Eukaryota; Fungi; Glomeromycota; Glomeromycetes; Diversisporales; Gigasporaceae
Source: the annotation of a GenBank genome assembly
UAUCCUACUGUCUACAAAGCCAUCUCCGACGUUACUCGCAGGACCCUUUCAAGCUGCAGGAGAUGAAUUUGAACUUUUGACACAAAUACAGAUCAAGAAUGUCCUUGAUAAAGACGUGAUAUAA